CGCGCGCCAGGGCGCAUGGUGAUGGUGCCCGGCGCGGCGGCGGCAGCGACCCCCCGAGAGCCCCGCUAGGCUCCGCUCUUCGCCGCUCCCGGGCGCCGGGCUCUCGUUCCUCUGUCCCCGCGCCCGGGUGGAUGCGGGCCCGGGCGGGCGGCUGCGGCGGCGGAGACGGCCGAUGCUGAGGGGCCGGCGGGGGAGGAUGGAGUGCGCCCUCGACGCCCAGUCGCUGAUCAGCAUCUCCCUGCGCAAGAUCCACAGCUCCCGCACGCAGCGCGGCGGCAUCAAGCUGCACAAGAACCUGCUCGUCUCCUAUGUGCUCCGCAACGCCCGGCAGCUCUACCUGAGCGAGCGCUACGCCGAGCUCUACCGGCGCCAGCACCACCACCACCACUACCAGGAAGGCGGGGGAGGGGUGCUCUUGGGCAUGCCUCCCGGAGCCUGCGCGCCCGCCUCGGUCGGCGAGAUCGCCGCGGACUUCAGCCCGCUCCACUUGCAGGGGGACGCCGACGACCACGAGGGGGGAGGAGGCGGUCUCCAGCCGGGGCAGCCGCCGCGGAGCUGCGCCCUGGCCCGGGUGGGCGUCGGGAGCGAGCUGCUGGAGAUGCCCGUUUGCGCCGCGCUCCUGCCCGGCGCGCCCCAGGACGAGGAGCCGCUGGGGCUGCCGCCUCCGCCUGCGCCGCCGGCCGCCCUGUCGGGGCUCUGCAGGGACGCUUCGCCCGCCGCUUUCUACCAGCCCCGGCCGAAUGAGCAGUAA
Messenger RNA from Gekko japonicus, 751 nucleotides. It is a transcript of the gene IER5L, whose product is annotated as immediate early response 5-like. NCBI's taxonomy places the organism in Eukaryota, Metazoa, Chordata, Lepidosauria, Squamata, Gekkonidae. The coding region runs from base 173 to 751 and encodes 192 amino acids. The transcript is spliced from 2 exons. The record is from RefSeq and is a predicted model, not a curated record.